This is a messenger RNA of Puccinia graminis f. sp. tritici CRL 75-36-700-3, 1389 nucleotides long. RefSeq lists its product as uncharacterized. The record is from RefSeq and is a predicted model, not a curated record. NCBI's taxonomy places the organism in Eukaryota, Fungi, Basidiomycota, Pucciniomycetes, Pucciniales, Pucciniaceae. The transcript is spliced from 4 exons. The coding region runs from base 1 to 1389 and encodes 462 amino acids.
AUGUACAAAUCACUAUUCAUGCACAUAAUUGCUGCCUUGAACCUCCUGCAUGUCAAGGGAAUUUCUAUUUAUGAUACCCCUCUGCCAAUGGAAAGGAAGUUGCUUGGCAACAAGUCUGGAGGCCAUGUUACCAAGAAUUUACUAAGCACAAACCAGAUAUCAAAAGUCAAGCCUGCACGCCUUGAAAGUCUGGAACGCGGGCAAAACAUUUUUGACCCAAUCCGAGUUAAACAAAAUGAGGGCUCCAUUUUCACACUCGAUUGUCUCGAGAAUAUGAUGCGGGCGCACGCCCAGCUUCAUUCAAAGUCAGAAUCAGAAGUUCAGCAGGCUCUCAGAGUUAUUCGAUCCCAACUUUUUAAGCAAAUCGGCGCGGACAGGAAGUGGCGAUCAGGCGGUAGUAUUGCAAUCAUGAACUUGAAGGCUUUGGAGGUCGUAUUAUUGAAAAUAGACGCAAAAGACAGAGUCGAUGGCAGCUUAACUGAGCUCGAGCGUUACGUGUUGAGGAAUGCUAUGCAGAUUAUUUACGAUUUGCGUAGUUUUUCUGAUCUUCGAGCUGAACGAGUUUGGUUCAGUCGUCAGAUCAAACAUUUCUUUGUAAACUCGAACUCCGUAUUCCUGAGAGAUGAAUACUCCCAAGCAGUUCGUCGAGCUCAGAUAGGCCAGGCUCCGCUUGAUAUAGCUCAAUACGACCAGAUUAGAGGAAUUGUCAGGAUUCCCGGAGGUCCUCACAUGCCUCCUUCGCUAUCAGGAUUUCUCACUGCGCCCUCGCGAAUCGAGGAAAGUCAGGUUUUCAAAAAGAACACGCCUCAAGACAUCAUUGAUUUCGUAAGACUUUUUAAUGCCCAGCAAGCUGAGAUCAAUGUCUCGGAUUUUGAGCCAAUCAUAGAGCGCUUGGCACAUGCCCUUGAAAACCCACCUUCAAGAAAUCUCGAUCCUCAGGCCAAUUCCCUCAGAGUAGAAUUGAUCGGAUUGGCUGCUCGAACUUUCGCUCUCAAAAAUGCACAAUCGCAUGACGAGGAAUGGGUUUUCCCAUUUUUCACUCACCUUAUGAGAUUAACAAAACUCGCUUCGGGGCCAGAGGACCGCAUCCAAGCCGAGGAGCUCGUUCAAUUUUUACAACUGGUGAAGCCUUCCAUACAUAGACAGUUUAUCCAGGAAUUCAAGUGUAACGGUAUAAAAACUGUGUUUGACCGAGUCUUAUCGAACGGGCCCGAGAAAGAGUUGAGAAAGACCGCUUUGGAGCUUCAAACUAUCUUUGAGCGAAUGCAAAACUUUCAUUUCCAUGGAAAUCUUGUUCCUUCUCGAGUUGAAAACCUAAGACUGGAGAAAAUACCCGGUCAUCCACUUGCUUUGCUGAAAAACGGUACGAAAGCCUCUGAUGGGGUCUAA